UCCCGCGUGGCGCCGAGCAAGGCCAGGCAGCCCCAGCUCGAGGCCCGCGUCGCCAUGGCCGCGGUUCCCGAGUUGCUGCAGCAGCAGCAGGAGGAGGACCGCAGCAAGCUGAGGUCUGUAUCUGUGGACCUGAAUGUUGAUCCCUCACUUCAGAUUGAUAUACCUGAUGCACUCAGUGAGAGAGAUAAGGUCAAAUUUACAGUGCACACCAAGACCACGCUGCCUACGUUUCAAAGCCCGGAGUUUUCUGUUACAAGACAGCAUGAAGACUUUGUGUGGCUACACGACACUCUUAUUGAAACUACAGACUAUGCUGGGCUUAUUAUUCCCCCUGCUCCUACAAAGCCUGACUUUGAUGGUCCUCGAGAGAAGAUGCAGAAACUGGGAGAAGGUGAAGGGUCUAUGACCAAAGAAGAAUUUGCCAAGAUGAAGCAAGAGCUAGAAGCUGAAUAUCUUGCUGUCUUUAAGAAGACUGUAUCCUCCCAUGAAGUCUUUCUUCAGCGCCUGUCUUCUCACCCUGUUCUCAGUAAAGACCGCAACUUUCAUGUUUUUCUGGAAUAUGAUCAGGAUCUAAGUGUUAGGCGGAAAAAUACCAAAGAGGUGUUUGGUGGCUUUUUCAAAAGUGUGGUGAAAAGUGCUGAUGAAGUCCUUUUUUCUGGAGUUAAGGAGGUAGAUGACUUCUUUGAGCAAGAGAAGAAUUUUCUUAUCAACUAUUAUAAUCGGAUCAAGGAUUCUUGUGCAAAAGCUGACAAAAUGACCAGAUCUCAUAAAAAUGUUGCAGAUGACUAUAUCCACACUGCAGCCUGCCUCCAUAGCCUGGCUUUAGAAGAACCCACAGUCAUCAAAAAGUACCUGUUGAAGGUUGCUGAGCUAUUUGAAAAACUUAGGAAAGUAGAAAGCAGAGUGUCCUCAGAUGAAGAUUUAAAGCUGACAGAGCUUCUCCGAUACUACAUGCUCAACAUAGAGGCUGCCAAGGAUCUUUUAUAUCGGCGCACCAAAGCCCUCAUUGACUAUGAGAACUCAAAUAAAGCACUGGAUAAGGCCCGGUUGAAAAGCAAAGAUGUUAAGUUGGCAGAAGCACACCAACAGGAAUGUUGCCAGAAAUUUGAACAACUUUCUGAAUCUGCAAAAGAAGAACUGAUGAACUUCAAGCGAAAAAGAGUGGCAGCAUUUAGAAAGAAUCUAAUUGAAAUGUCUGAACUGGAAAUAAAGCAUGCCAAGAACAAUGUCUCCCUCUUGCAAAGCUGCAUUGACUUGUUCAAGAACAACUGAUCUGCCUUUUCUCUGAAUGAAGGACACAUGUGAAAGAAAACCAGCAUUACUUGCACUUAAAUCAUUACCACAGAUUUAUUACUUUGACUUUGGUUUAAAAUUAUGUGAAUAAAUAUUUUGAUUUCUAAAAAUCUUAACACUUAACCAUGUUGGUUUAAAAAUAUUUCUAUUGCAUGUUAUUUGGAUAUAACUAAUCUUUUCCUUGUGCAUUUAAUACCUCGGAGUGGGCAGGAUCUAAAUGCUGGGUUCUGUAAUUUGUGUUUGGCUAUUUAGAAAAGGUGCAGGAAAAAUGUGCCUUCUGAAAACAAGUAGAAGCAAUUACCUGGCACAGGUUAUCUCACUGUUUCAUGUGCCCAUGGCCCUACAAGCCAGUUACUUUAAGGGUAGGUGCCAAUUUCAGCAGUUCAGCUACUUGAUAACAUUCCAUUCCUUAAUUAGGCAAAUUUCCUCCUCCUUACUCUCAUGGAUCUUUAGUCACCUCAAGUGUUUAUACUGUAACAAGAGUAAGAAAGUCUUGUUUAUAUACUCUUCUCAACUUCAUUUUGUAGUUGGGAUAUAAAUAUUUGAGGGGAGAGAAGAAUCAUGGGUAUACAAACAAAUGUGAUGUACUUUAGAAGAUGAACAGAGCUAACAUUUAAGAUGUGAACUCCCUCCAUAAUGGCGGGUGUGUGCGCGCGCGUUUGGAUUUUUUAAUAAAAUGUAUAAUAAAUUAAUCAUGCUACCUUAUGGAGUAUUUCUAUGACUAACAGAAC
This is a messenger RNA of Talpa occidentalis (Iberian mole), 2024 nucleotides long. It is a transcript of the gene SNX5, whose product is annotated as sorting nexin 5. Gene Ontology annotation, biological process: intracellular protein transport; pinocytosis. Gene Ontology annotation, cellular component: endosome. Gene Ontology annotation, molecular function: phosphatidylinositol binding; dynactin binding. The transcript is spliced from 14 exons. NCBI's taxonomy places the organism in Eukaryota, Metazoa, Chordata, Mammalia, Eulipotyphla, Talpidae. Bases 55 to 1272 code for a protein of 405 amino acids. The record is from RefSeq and is a predicted model, not a curated record.